Messenger RNA from Tetrahymena thermophila SB210, 2715 nucleotides. RefSeq lists its product as hypothetical. The transcript has a single exon. The record is from RefSeq and is a predicted model, not a curated record. NCBI's taxonomy places the organism in Eukaryota, Ciliophora, Oligohymenophorea, Hymenostomatida, Tetrahymenidae.
AUGGAAGGUUUGGAUAAAAUAUAAACAGAUUUUUUUGAGGAUGACAUUAAUUAUUAAGCUAUUUUAAAAGAAAUAGUCAAAUAGUUUAAUGAAAUCAUACCAAAUGAUAAAAAUGAAGUUUAUUUAGGAUACUCCUUCAGAACUAGAUAAAUCAUCAUUCAGCUAAAAAAAAUAUCUUCUAUUGUUUAUAAGCCUUAUGACUAAGAGUUUAGGGAGAUUAUAGACACUUAGAGUUUAUGCUCUGAAUUCAUUCAUACUUUUAAGGAGUCUAUUUCAUAAAUUAUUUUAGAAGUUCCUGAGCUUGAAAAGAUUCUCCAAAGGAUAAGGAUAUUUUCUUUAAAGCGCUCAAGAAUUUAUCAAUUUAUAAAUUACGGAAAUAGCAUUAGGCAAUCAUUCAUUAUGCUUAGAAACCAAUGGUAAAAUAAUUCUAAUCAGUAAGAGGGAUAGAAAGAUUAUCAGUUUCAUAAUAGUUUCAAUUUGAGCUCACUUUUUUAAAGAGAAAAUGAAACAAAACAUAACAUUCAUGAAAAUAAACAAAAAUAAUAUAAAAAAAACAUUUAUUAAUUUGAUGAUAUUUUCUAACUUAAUUCUGAAUCACUCAAAGAUAAAGAAAUGAAUUAGGAUUUUGUUAAUACUCUUAAUUUUACAGAAAAAGAAUUCGCUAAAACUUAAAAAAGAAUUAAAAUAGAAUAGCUAGCAAAAGAUCAAAAUUACUAAAAAAAAAUUGGAUUUCCUUUAAUGUUUUUAAGCUAUGAAGAUGAUUUACCUUGGAAUUUAUCAUAAGUUAUUAAAGUUGACUAAGAUUUUAUAGAAUUUAUUGGUACUGAUUUGCAGAAAAAUGAAGAGAUUAGCAUUUGUUUUUUCAUAAAUAGGAAAAGUGAAUUCAUGGAGAUGAUCAACAAUCAUUAUUAGCUGCAAAAAAAGAAUAUCAAAGGAAUAAGAGAACUUUAUGAUUUUUAUUUAUACACUGUGGAAAGUGGUGAUACUUUAUUUAUAGUUACUAAAGAGUUAGUUAGCUGCGAUAUAAUGCAUGUAAUAAAAGAAAGAGAAAAGAAAUUUCAAUAAUACACCAGUUCAGAUUUACUCUAAACAUUUAAGUUUUUAACAGGCACUCUUAUCAGAAUUCAUAAUUAAAAUAUUUAUCUUAAAAAUAUUUGUUCGUCUAACAUAGUUUUCUCUUUCAAAGAUUGCUGUUGGAAAUUCGAUAAUUUAACAAAUUGUGUUUAAAUUAAUUUAGAGGAGGCCUAGGCAAAGUUAGAGGAUUAUUCAUAAGAUUUCUUUAACUGGAAUUACAUUGACUUACACAGUAUUUUCAAGCCUGAGCAAUAUGAGUGCUUUAAAGUUGAAGGAUACUUAGGCUACUUGAAUAGUGAUUUAAAGCACCUGAUUAAAUGUUAGCAUUCUUAAAUUUCAUACUAUGAUUUGUAGGCAGCUGAUAGGUAUGCGCUAGGAAAGAUAUUUGAAAAAAUACUAGACAAACUUGUUUAACUUAUUGAAAUUUUAGAAAUUAAAUCAUAGCCAGAUGGCUUUGAAUCUAAAGCUGUAGAUUUCUGGAAUAGAGACUCAAAUGUUAUGUUGUGCUAAUAAAUAUCUCAGAAUUUGAUUUCUUAAGAUGGAAAGUUAAAUGAAAACCACACAACAGGAAAUGUUGUGGCUUCAGAGGAUGUUUAAUAUGUACCAAAAACCUUUUCAAAUAAAAAUAAAUUUUAUUAAGAAUUAUUCUUGGCUAGAGGAUACCAGUUGAUUUAAAGUAAAAGGAAAGCAGAACAGCAUUUUAAGAAUGCUUUGCAAGAAAUUCAACACAAAUCUAUUGAAGGGAAACUAGAAUAAAUCCUACUGCUAAGAGAAAUUUCUAAAUUUUAUAGCGAUUUUUAAAUGAAUUACUAUGAAGCUCUUUAAAAAACAACCGAAUCACUUUAUCUGUUUAACCAAUUGAAUACCCCUGGUAGUCUAAAAUUAGUUAUUUAACUAGACUUAAAAAAGUUGCUUUUGCAGCUGGGAAAGUAUUAAGAAUGCAUUUAAUUUGUGAUUCUCAACAAUAAUUCAAUUGAACACGAAAGCUAUUUUAUAUUUUAAGCACUAAAUAUCGAAAGCCAAGCUUAAUUUAAAAUAGGUAAUAUAGAUUUAGCUUCUAAGACUAUGAAAAAAGCUUUAAAUAUUCUUUAUUAAUAUGAGAAAACUAGCCUUGAUUAUUUAUUUGAAGUUGAGAAAGCAGAAGCCUUGUAAUUCUUAGGAAUCUACCAACACUUUGAGGGUAAUCACUUAGAAGCCAUUCAAAACUUAAAAAGAUCAGCUAAAUUAUAUAUGAAACACACUCUUCUUGAAGACUUUUGUGAUUCACUAAGUUUAGCAGCAAAGUCAGAAUUGUCUAUAUUAAAUUUUAAAAAUUGCAUUGCUACACUCGAAAUUUGCUUAAAACACUAAGUCUAUUCUUUGUAGUAAUAAUACCUUAAGUUAAUAGACUUAUUAUUUAUGGCAAGCGAAUGCUAUAGACACCUUAAUAUUAGACAGGAAGAAACAAGAUAUAUUUCUGAAAUUAUAAAAAUUAUCAAAGAAAAUGACAUUUAUAUAGAUAAGUGUCCUGAGCGUAUUUAGAGACUGCUUAAAUUCGAAAAAUAAAUUGAGGACUUAAGCAACAUUUAUCUCCCCAAUACGAAAAUAAAUGUCAGUCCAAUCUUACCUGACACUAACUAAAUAUAUUCAAGAUUUUAUUGA